This is a messenger RNA of Panicum virgatum (switchgrass), 820 nucleotides long. RefSeq lists its product as uncharacterized. The record is from RefSeq and is a predicted model, not a curated record. NCBI's taxonomy places the organism in Eukaryota, Viridiplantae, Streptophyta, Magnoliopsida, Poales, Poaceae. The transcript has a single exon. Gene Ontology annotation, molecular function: zinc ion binding; nucleic acid binding. The coding region runs from base 29 to 670 and encodes 213 amino acids.
CUUCCCUCCUAUCAGGUGAUUUCGAUCGAUGGCGUUGCUCCCCGUGAAGCCGCUGGACGCCGUCGACGGCUACCUCCGGUGGAAAGAGUCCGUGCUGCUCCGCCUGCACACCGUCGGCAUCGCGCACGUCCUCUCCCACGACCCACCGUCCGGUAGCGACGCCGCCUCCUCCGCCGAGGCGGCCAAGUGGGCGCGCGACGACGCCAUGUGCCGCGGCCACAUCCUCGCCACGCUCUCGGACCGCCUGCUCCCGGACUACGUGCACCACGCCACCGGCAGGGCGCUGUGGGAGGCCGUGGCGCGCACCUACGACGUAGCGUGGCAGAGGUUCACCAGAUUCGAGUUCGACGACGGCGCCCCGCUCCUGGAGCAGCUCGCCCAUGCGGAGGCGCUGGGCGUCACCGGCCGAUCCUGGCUCAAAGGCGACCUCGACUUCAUUGCGUACAUGUGCCACGAGAAGCUCCCGGCGGACCUGGCUAUCCCCAUCUCGGUGGGCUCCGUUGAUGGGAACGUAACCAUGGACAGGGUCUGGAAAGUUGCUCGCGUUAAGGAGGCGUCUCGCCUUCGCGAGGUAGACGAGCUUCAGGGGAAAGCGACUAUGGCGGAGGAUCCAAGAGGCUGCUGGAACUGCGGCCAACCGGGGCACAUUUCCAGAAACUGCAGGGCUUGAUCUUUAAAUAGCGCGUUGGGUACUCUGAAUCUCUUACUCCGAUCGAUGAUCUGAAUCUUGGGAUCUUGGAUGGUGCUAGUGCUUAGUAAUUUUUAGAUCUUAGUUUGCCUGCUGCAUGAAUAAUUUUUAGAUCUAAUUAUUAUUUCUUCA